Molecule: messenger RNA, 1101 nt
Organism: Capsicum annuum
Lineage: Eukaryota; Viridiplantae; Streptophyta; Magnoliopsida; Solanales; Solanaceae
Exons: 1
Coding region: 167-622 (151 amino acids)
Source: RefSeq, a predicted model, not a curated record
CGUGUAUUUGCGAACACUCUUUCUCUCUCUAUAUAUGAAACAUUCUAAAAAAAAUUUUUUAGUGAAACAUUCCAAACUUGAAUUAGCUCCAAGCCUCAACUACCAUAUCUUAUUCCAACCAUAGUUCUCUCAUAUAUAGUCAUCUCAACAAAUUAACCAUAUAUUAAUGGAAGAUCUCAAGGAAGCUAUCACCUCUUCAAUUCUUGAUGUUGAAAAUACUCAAGAAAAGCCGGUGAUAAUAAGAUGGAAAUCAGGAAAAAGAGUGGAUCCAAGAUUGAUUAUGCUACUAGAUUUCUUCAGAGACCUCUACAUGAAAAGAGGAAAAUUCUUCAAGAAAAUUUUUCUAUUCCAUCAUGAAGAUUUCAUUCCUAUAUUUGACAAAAUUGGUGUUGUGUUUUCAAACAAUAAGGAUCAAGAAAAGAAAUUCAAGAUUAAUUCUUUCAAAAGGAGUCCAAGUGAUAGCUCUUUGAAUAAGAGUAGAGGAAUUGAUAUUGAUCAAUCUCAAUUGAAACUUGAGAAAUUUAAGGUCAAAACCCCAGAGGUUUUAUCAGGUGGCGGUGGUGGUGGUAGUGGUGGUCAAGGCCUAGGUCAAGGUGGCACGAAGGCAUCCGGUUCCAAAUAAGUGAAAUUAGGUACGUGAAAUGUAAGACAGAUAGGCUAUUAUCACUUGAAAGUGAUUCAAUUGACUGGAUUUGAUAUGAUAUCGAUGAGAUUGGUAUUCUAAUUGUCUUUCUUCUUAAAACAUAUUGAUUUGACUUCAUAAGCGGGGCGUGACAUGUUGCUGCCAGAAGCAGAAUCACUUUCUCUUAGAAAAUCUUAAUUAUUUGGAGCAAAUAGAAAGAAUUCGAUACGUCUACUUAGACUGAUGACAUAGAAAUUCUUUAUAUAUUGUUAGUGAGUAUAAGUUAAUUAUUUUUCAUGGAAGAACUCUUUGGUUGACUGGUGUGUUAAUGUGUACAACACAAAGGUUAAUGAUUUAUUUCAUUUUAGUUUCCCUUAUUUGUAUUUGUUGCUAAAAUUCUAGUUUGAUACAGAAUCAAUGGUGUUUGUGUAUUUGCCUCAAAAUCAUAUGAAAUUCUAUCUAAUGAUUCCUAUUGAUAA